Messenger RNA from Cydia pomonella (codling moth), 4630 nucleotides. Its product is annotated as zinc finger protein 808-like. Gene Ontology annotation, molecular function: RNA polymerase II cis-regulatory region sequence-specific DNA binding; DNA-binding transcription factor activity. The record is from RefSeq and is a predicted model, not a curated record. NCBI's taxonomy places the organism in Eukaryota, Metazoa, Arthropoda, Insecta, Lepidoptera, Tortricidae. Bases 1111 to 2919 code for a protein of 602 amino acids. The transcript has 3 exons. Gene Ontology annotation, biological process: regulation of transcription by RNA polymerase II.
GUAUUUCAAGUUUUAAUCCCCUCCACCAGGCGCCCGUGGCGUGCGGCCGCGGAGCUCUUCAUUGGCGUUCUGUUUGUCGGAACGUUCGGUUCACUGCAAAAAAUUCUUAGAAAUCCUUAGAUUCUUAGAAUUUUUUGUAAGUACUAAUUAAAAGUAUUGUAAACGGUUUUACCGUUCGAUUGUUAAUAUUACUUCAAUGAUUUGAUGGACAGCUUGUGUUCGUCAAUGCUGACACCUCAUCGAUUCACAUCGCGAGCGCAGCGAAGCUGUCGCGUAACCUAUUUAAUCCAUAAUGGAUGAACCAACGACAUCAGCAUCACAUUCUGACCCAGAAAAUCUAAAUAUGUCCUACAUAAAACAUCAAGACAUAAUUACCACAGAAAAUCUGGACAUAACAGACCCAGAAAAUAUAGAAAACACAGAUAUACUGAUAACAAUUAAGGAUUAUGAUGACUUUGAUUUUAUCAGGGAUAAUUUAAAGAAUGUUCUGUAUUCUUCACAAUUCUGUGGGAUAUGUCUGGGGGUUAGUGACGACUUGUGUCCUAUUGGAAGGGAGUUGGAGGUGGUUACGCAUAAGGGCACUGAAGUUAGAGCACUGGACGAUAUUGUCAGCUAUGUUUUUAAUAAUAGUGUCAGUAACAUCCUAGCCAGCUCCUACCUGUGUGAUAAAUGCAUCGACAAGGUCUUGCCAUCAUACAUCUUCGUAUGCAAUACUCGAGACUCAUACAAAGUCAUCAACAACUGCAUAAACGAGUUGAACUUUAAAGUCGUCAAUGCUAUACAACAGUUAAACCCAGUAGAACAUUAUGAAAACUCUGAAGUUCUUAUAAUUCUAGAGAAUGUUGAAACACCAUAUCUUGAAUAUACGGCGGCGAAGGAAUCUAAACUUAAAAGUAAUACAGUUACUGUCAAAAGAAAAAAUAUAAAAAGAAGACUUAUAGAAAACCAGCAGGUUACCGGUGUGUUGAAUGUAACGUAAUAGUUCAAACUUUCAAAGAAUGGAAACAGCAUGAAAGAGAUUUUCAUGAAAAACCUCAAAUACAGUGUCAAAUUUGCAACAAAGUUUUAAGCACUGAGCAGAGUCUUAAAAUUCAUUAUAAAACGCAUGCUAUGAUGAAAUGCAAGAUCUGUAAUUUACUAGUACCAGAUGGAGAUUUGAACGAACAUUUUAGAUUGAACCAUGAAGAUGACAAGAAAACUUGUCAUAUAUGUAAUCUAGCUUUUUAUACCAACAGCGAAAUUAAUUCGCAUAUUAAAAUAAGCCAUCCUAAUGCAGAUGACCCAGAUCCAGAAAACACUAAGUCACAAUGUCUGUUAUGUCUUAAACAUUUUGAAGGCGAAGAAUUAAACGAACAUAAAUGUAAAUUCAAGUGUUCUGAAUGCUCAGAAAUACCAUGCAUUCAUCACAAGUAUCUAAUAUCUUAUAGAGAACAAAUAAAAGCCAGAGCCUCGAAAAUUAAAUGUAUGGAUUGUGACUAUGUGUGCCAUAAGAAAGAUUUUCUCAUCGGACAUGCAAAUCGAGAGCAUUUGGAUCACAUAUCAUUUGCUUGUGAUAUUUGUGGGCAACGUUUCUACUCCAAAGUAGGUUUAAGAGGGCAUAUCUAUCAGUUCCAUACAGAAAGUUACGUAUGUGAAUAUUGCGAUCAAGAAUUCAAGGGGAGCACAAAUUACUACGAAAAUCAUAAGAAGCAAUGUGGGCUAACUAAAAGAGACUUUAAAUGUAACGAAUGUCCAGCCUCAUUUGGCACUUAUAAAUUCCUCACUAACCAUAACAAGAGAAGGCAUAUGCAAGAAAUUUACCCUUGUAAUUUAUGUACGAAAACAUUUUUAACUGAUGGAAAAUUAAAAGAACAUACAGUUAAAGUGCAUAGCGGUUUGCAGAAUAGAAAUAGGAGAUCCUUUACGGAUUGCGUGAUUUGUGAAAAGAAAUUUGAUACUAGAGCUGAUUUAAAACGGCAUAUUAGAACGCAUGGACCGAACGCUAAAUUUCCUUGCCGAACUUGUAAUAUAGAGUUUGAUACGUUAAAGAAAUUACAUGUACAUAGGCGAAAGCAUGUGAAGUCCUAUUGCGAACGGGUGCAAUGUAAUGUAUGUAACAUGGAGUUACAGGCGGCAUGCUUAUCCCAGCAUAUGCUAAGACACGCUGUAGAGUCCGGAGAAGCGCCAGCAUAUAGCUGUGAUAUAUGCGGCAAAACAUGUUCCUCUCAAGUGUAUCUCCGAUAUCAUAAGCAAAGCCACAUGAAGCCAAUACCUUGUCCGCUUUGUGACAAGUUGAUUAAGCCGGCUGGUUUACAGAAACACAUCAAAUACCAUUCAUAUAAAGAUGAUCCCGUAAUGAAGGAAAAAAUGAAGCGGAGAUAUAAAUGUGAGGUCUGUGACUAUAUGGCUUCAGACCCUAGUAUAUUAGAGGCUCAUGUCAACCGUCACCAUUUGAAAGUAAAGCCAUACAUAUGUUCAGUUUGUGAAAAGGAUUUCUGUGGUAAACUACAACUGACUAGACAUAUGGACACUCAUUAUGUGACUAAGAAUUAUAGUUGUGAAGUUUGUGAUAAGAAAUUUUCGAAUAAAAUCUGUUUACGAAUGCAUUUAAGACUACACACUGGUGAACGACCAUAUUACUGCGAAAUAUGCGCAGAAAGUUUCAUUUCAGCGAGUGCUUUGAAAACACAUAGAAUCAAACGGCACUCCGAAAAGUCUAUACCGUGUCCAUUUUGUAAUAGAAUGUUUUAUAUAGCUGUGGAGAUGAGACAGCAUUUCAAGAAGUUUCAUUGGCCGCAUAAGGAUAGGAAGUUUGACCAUAGAGAGGUAGAGGGAUUAGGAAAGGAGUAUUAUCAUCUGUUUGAGGAUGGACGAAGGCCGCGGUUGGAUGAUGAUGAUGACGGUACUAGCAAUGUCAUUAUUGAGGAGGUCAAUGAGUAGAGAAUUAUUGGUCCUUUUUUUUAUGAAAGAGGGGGAAAACGAGCAGACGGAUCACCUGAUAGUAAGCGUUAACCGCCGCCCAUGGACACCCGCAACACCGGAGGCGUUGUGCGUUUUCGGCCUUUAAGAUGGGUACGCUCUUUUCUUGAAGGUCAACAACAAUUCAUUCCAGUUUGGCUGUGCGAGGCAGAAAGUUUCUGGAAAAACGCACGAGGACUGCCAACCAUCUAAGUGGUGAGGAUGGAAAUGUUGUCGCGUAGGGCGAUGGAGAAAAGAAGCGGCAGGGAUUAAUCCGAACAAUUACUCGGAGCACUCCCCGUUGUACAUGCGAUAGAGAGUGCAGAGCGAGGCCACAUCUCUACGCAGCGCCAAGGAAUCAAGCCGAUCCGAAAUACGCCGGCAGUCGACAAUUCGAUUCGCUCUUCGUUGGAUGCGGUCCAGAGGGAGAAGCUGGUACCAGUACCAGAGUGCCCCUGCCCAUAGAUGAGAACAGUAUUCCAUAUAACUAUGACAACUAACACACACAAAUAACUAUUAACUUAACUUAUAACAGUGUUAUAAUUUGGCAAAGUAAUGUCAUUGAAGUUCUGGAGGAUUUUUAGCCUCUGCCACCUGAUUUUGAACUCUAUUUCAAAGUGAUAGGGUUUAAUUUUGCAUAAUCUCUGACACCCUUAUGCCUUAGGGCAACCCCACUCUAGCGUCUAAUCGGCGCUAUGGAAAAUGGCGUCGCCGCGCAGUUGCGUCGAGCAACAUCCAUGUCUUGACGCCAACGCUCGGGACACGCCAGUGUGGGGUUAAAGCAUUGAUCAUUUGCCAUUAUCCCGUCCUGGCAGGUUUCGGCCUCGGCGACUGAGUUUGUACUGGCUAGUGAGAGCGACGAUCGUGAGCUCUCAGGUGGCUGACGUAGCCUAUUCUCGCAGUAAAUGUACGGCCACACUCACCGCAAGUCUGCACCCCUUCGACAAAAUUGUAGCUUAUGACCGCAGGUGGUCGGGCCUUUAACUCGUCACGCUUCGCGUCGAGUUCCACUCGCCUCUGCUCUUCAAAGGCUUGCACUUAAGUCUGCACUGUAUGCCUCCACUUCGGCCGAUCUUGUGCCGAAGUCUCCCAGUGUGAUGGCUCAAUGUCACAUCUCCGCAUGUGACGCUUCAGCACAUCUUUGUAGCGCAAAAGUUGGCCGCCCUGUUUCCGCUUACCACUUUGCAGGACUCUUCUACUCACCGCACCAUCGCAGUUGUCGCCGCAUUAGGCUUCAAUGCCGCUGACAUUAGUACGGCGAAGAACUUCGGUGUUUCUGACACGGUCUGACCAAGAGUUGUUCAUAAUGUCACGCAGGCAUUUAAGGUGAAACCUAACCAAUCAACGAAUGUGUUUUCGGUAGAGACAACACUUUCAGAAACUAUUAAUUUGUAAUUGGUACCUCAGAGGGCUUGACGCGAAAAACGAAAUUUCAUUAUCUACCUCCCUCGCUCGAUAUUACAGAAGUGACAGCAGGCAGAUAAUGAUUUUCGCGAUAUGCUCUUAGAGGUGCAAGCUUCCAUAGGUUAUAGUGACUGCUUACCAUCAAGCUUUACCUACGCUUUUUGUGAUCAAAUCUUUUGUAUUGUAAAUAAUGAAAUUGUUCUUAAGCUGUUUUAAAUCAGAGGGAUAAACUGUAAAAUAUAUGCUAUCAUGUGUGGUUAUUUUCUAUGGUUAUAAAAAAUUGCAAAUA